This is a messenger RNA of Hibiscus syriacus, 1410 nucleotides long. Its product is annotated as zinc finger protein ZAT9-like. The record is from RefSeq and is a predicted model, not a curated record. The transcript has a single exon. Bases 13 to 1410 code for a protein of 465 amino acids. NCBI's taxonomy places the organism in Eukaryota, Viridiplantae, Streptophyta, Magnoliopsida, Malvales, Malvaceae.
CCUUUUCGUUGCAUGGCUUUCAUCGUGGAUCAACAGUCAAACUUUAAACACUUUUGUAAGAUUUGCAAGAAAGGAUUUGGCUGUGGGAGGGCGCUCGGUGGGCAUAUGAGAGCGCAUGGAAUAGGCGAAGACACCGAUCACAUUGACGACGAUGAUCCCGCUAGUGAUUGGGAAGACAAACUAGGGGAAAACGUGCCACCUAGCAACAAGCGCAUGUACGCCUUAAGAACCAACCCUAAUCGGUUAAAGAAUUGUAGGGUUUGUGAGAAUUGUGGUAAGGAGUUUCUGACGUUAAAAUCGUUUCUCGAGCACUGUAAAUGUAGCUCUGAGGAUCUAGUGUCGUCGCCAGGCUCGGAUGGUGAUGACGGAGUUACAAGGAGAAGACACGGUUGGUCUAAAAGGAAAAGAUCGUUGAGAAGUAACGUGGGUAAUCUCAACUCCAUUUGUCCGUCAAGCGAAGAGGAAGAUCUUGCUAAUUGCCUUAUGAUGUUAUCCAACGCCACCGUCGAUCCUUUAGUGACCGAGCUAGAGGAGUCUUGCGCUUCCGCCAGCAAAGAAGAAGAAGAAAGACGAAACACGAUGAAUUUCAUUGCACCUAUUGCAUGUGGGAUACCAAUGGAGAAUGCCAAAGGCGUCGCCAAAGGGUUGUUUGAGUGCAAAGCAUGCAAGAAAGUGUUUAACUCCCACCAAGCUUUGGGUGGACAUAGAGCUAGUCACAAGAAGGUCAAGGGAUGUUUUGCAGCCCGGCAAGAUCAUCUGGAUGAUAGUCAAGCCGAUGAAGGCCACGAUGCUAUCACGCACGAAGAGUUCUUCCCAACAAAAUCUAGGUCACCUUUGCAAUUUGAUCAAGGAACUAGUACUACUGCAUUGAAAAGGAAAUCAAAAGUACAUGAAUGUUCAAUCUGUCACCGUGUUUUCUCAUCCGGACAAGCAUUGGGUGGGCAUAAAAGAUGUCAUUGGAUCACUUCGAAUUCACCCGACACUUGUUCUUUGCCUAAGUUUCAUCAGUUUGAAGAUCACAUCGAACAGAUUCAACAAAGACCAAAGUUCAUCGACAAAUCCGAGCCGCUCGAUCUUAAACUUGAUCUCAAUCUUCCUGCUCCAUCCGAUAAUCAUGUACAUCGAAACCACAUUAAUCCAUCGAAUUUUGAUGUUUCUACAGAAAUGUAUUUGCAGCCUUGGAUAGGAAAAGAAAAGGAAUAUAUUAAUCAACACCAUUUGCAAGCUGACAACGAUAACAACAAUGAUAAGAACAAUACUUGUCUGCAAAAUGCAGAUGACGAAGCAGACAGUAAGGCAAAGUUAGCUAAACUAAGUGAACUCAAGGACACCAAUACAACCGGAGCUUCAUCUCCUUGGCUGCGAGUUGGGAUCGGUUCAACUACCGAUAAUGUUGGCUCUGAUCCUUAA